AUGGCCGGCGAGGCCGCCGCCGCGGCGGCGGCCGGGCGGCUCCUCCUAGCCGCGGCGCUCGUCCUCGCGGCGUGCACCGUCCCCGUGGCGGCUCAGGCCAAGUCGGAGGCUGACGUGCUGAACGAGUUCAGGGCGGCGCUGCGGGGGCCGGACGGCGGCCCGCCGAGGGAGCUGAACCAGUGGGCGACCGCCCGGGGCGCGCCCUGCGUCGUCAACGCGACGCAGUGGCCUGGGGUGAAGCGCUGCAUCAAUGGCCGAGUGGUGGUCCUGAAGCUGGAGGGCCUCCGGCUGCAGGGCGCCGCGCCGGACCUCGCGCUGCUGGCGCCGCUCCAGGGCCUGCGAUCGCUCAGCCUCAGCAACAACAGCCUCACUGGCGCGUUCCCGGACGUGUCCGCGCUCCCCGCGCUCAGGUUCCUCUUCCUGUACCAGAACAGGCUCGCCGGGGAGAUACCCGACGGCGCGUUCGCGGCGCUGAGGGGGCUUCAGAAGGUCAACCUCUCCGGGAACGCCUUCACCGGGCCGAUACCGAGCUCCAUCGCCUCGUCCGGCCAUCUGCUGUCCGUCGACCUCUCCAACAACAACUUCUCCGGGCCCGUCCCGGAAGGGCUCCGGAAGUUGGGCGCCAAUGUCCAACUCCAAGGGAACAAACUUCUCUGUGGCGACUUGGUCGGCACUCCAUGCCCUUCCCCUUCCAAGUCCACGAAAUCGUCAUCCGGGAGCAUGAAUAUACUGAUAACCAUCGCCAUCGUGGUGGUCGCGAUCGGUGCAGUCCUGGCCGUUGCCGGCGUCAUCGCAGCGGUCCAGGCCCGCCGCAACGAGGCACGCUAUGCUGGAGGCGCCGAAACAAAAGGCGGUAGCCCCGACGCCGCCAAGGUCACCUAUGCUCCGGCCGUCAAGAUCGAGAAGGGUGGCAUGGAUCAGCACGGCGGCGUGGUGACGCCCGCGGCGGGGAAGCGUGGCGGUCGGCGCGACGACCACGGGAAGUUGGUGUUCAUCCAGGAGGGGCGGGCGAGGUUCGAGCUGGAGGACCUGCUCCGUGCCUCCGCCGAGGUGCUGGGCAGCGGCAACUUCGGCGCGUCGUACAAGGCGACCCUGCUGGACGGGCCGUCCCUGGUGGUGAAGCGGUUCAAGGACAUGAACGGCGUCGGGCGCGAGGACUUCUCGGAGCACAUGCGCCAGCUGGGGCAGCUCGUCCACCCCAACCUCCUCCCCGUCAUCGCCUACCUCUACAAGAAGGAGGAGAAGCUGCUCGUCACGGACUACAUGGUGAACGGCAGCCUGGCUCACGUGCUCCAUGGCGGUACGAGGUCGAGCCUGCCGCCGCUGGACUGGCCGAAGCGUCUGAAGAUCAUCAAGGGCGUGGCGCGCGGGCUGGCGCACCUGUACGAGAAGCUGCCGAUGCUGAUGGUGCCGCACGGGCACCUCAAGUCCUCCAACGUCCUGCUGGACGCCACCUGCGAGCCGCUGCUGAGCGACUACGCGCUGGCGCCCGUGGUGACGCCGCAGCACGCGGCGCAGGUGAUGGUAGCGUACAAGUCCCCCGAGUGCGCGGCGCAGGGCGGGCGGCCGGGCCGGAAGAGCGACGUGUGGAGCCUGGGCAUCCUCAUCCUGGAGGUGCUGACGGGCAAGUUCCCCGCCAACUACCUCCGGCAGGGCCCCGCGGGCACCGACCUCGCCGGGUGGGUCAACUCGGUGGUGCGGGAGGAGUGGACCGGCGAGGUGUUCGACAACGACAUGCGGGGGACGCGGAGCGGCGAGGGCCAGAUGGUGAAGCUGCUCCAGGUCGGGCUCGGCUGCUGCGAGCCCGACGUGGGCCGGCGCUGGGGCCUCGAGGAGGCGCUCGCGCGCAUCGAGGAGCUCCGGGAGCGCGACACCGCCGACGACAGCAGCACCGCCUCGUCGUUCCUGAGCGACGGAGAGCCGGCGGCGGCGUCGCGGCCACCAGGCGAGCCGCUGUCGCACUCCGAAUAG
Messenger RNA from Miscanthus lutarioriparius, 1971 nucleotides. Lineage: Eukaryota; Viridiplantae; Streptophyta; Magnoliopsida; Poales; Poaceae. The record is from the annotation of a GenBank genome assembly.